AUGUCCAGUAAUCCUGGCCAAAACGUGAGGAUAAGUUCUUCAACUACUCCAGGCACGAUAAUUCCGUGCUACGCCUGCAGUGCGAUACCUCCACACGCGACGGUUGGUUUUGUAACUUCGAGAUCAGGUUCUCAAUCAGAUACUUGGAUUUUCAGACGAGAUCAAUAUUUACAGGACACGUUCUGUAGAAGUUGUGGCGUUCAAUUGAGCCUAGAAUGCUCUUCUUGUCAUAACCGGUUGAGGUGAAUACAACUGGAGAAAAGGAAGUUGGAUUGAAUAUUCUGUUCUCAGACCUUUGGAUCGGUAUUGUCCCUCUUGCGGCCGGGGGCGGCUUGUUCUUGUUGAGAGGAUCAGAAGAUGUUAGUUUUUUCAUUAAUUAAUUAAUUAAAAAAAUGGUUUUCAAUUUUUUUAAAUGUAGGUCGGUUUUAAAAUUCCUGAAAUUGCGGAAGUUUUUAUUACUUUUAAACUAAUUAAACUAGAAACAACUUUUCGCCUCGAAACCUUCAUUAAAUUUUCCUUUACUCUUUUUAAAGAUACCAUGACAAUGAAAAAAAUGUAGGAAAAUAUAUCGAAAAUGCUUUUUAGCUGUCUAUAAUCAAAUUUUUUUCUUUUUAUAAACAUAAGUUCAAUCUAAUAUUAAAUUCAAAAUUCAAAAUGUUUAUCAACAGUAUUUACAAUUUUUAGCAAAUAGAGCUGCGGGAAGCAGGCAAUUCGCGAAAUUAAUAACACAAUACAAUACAAUACAAUAUACAAUACAAUAUUUAUUGGUUGUUUUAGUCAGAUGGUAUCGACUAGGCGAUGAAAAAUUGCUCUUUUGAGCGGCACUAACACCGCCUUUGGCGAAAAAGAAGUCAAAACGUGUAGUCGAUUGAAUUGAAAGCAUGAUCUUACGGUCCUUCGCCUCGUUCUUCCACAAGUUGAUCCCUCAGUUUCGCUUGUACGGGCACGGCGGUGAUGGUGGGGCUCGGACUCCGUGUACACUCUAGGGUAGCCUCGGCCGACUGAGAGAGCUACCACUUCGAGUGAAGAAAAUACACGGAAUACAAGAACUGAAAUAAAUUUAGUCUCAUUUAGAAGUCAAUCGGAGAACUUCCUGGUUAGGUGUCAAAUUCUCUUUUCUUCAAAUCUAACUUUUCCUGAAAUUUGAAAAAAAUUUUUUUGCUCAUAAAAUCGCUCAAGCUACGAAAAUAUAACUUUCUGCAGGAAUAGAAAAAAUAACGAAAUUUGAAAAAAUUUCGGACUAGUAAGUAGACUCUUCGAAAACUGGUCCUUCUUUAAAAAUAUCCAAGAAGCGUUUAAUUUUUGAAUUCCAAAAAAACCAAUGGAACCAGAUUAUUUUUUUCAGAUCACUAGGGUAGGUCGAAAAAAAGUCUUACCUAAAAAAACUUGAAAAAAAUGGAAAAAUUUUUUUCGAAAUUGCUAAGCCGUUUCCUAUGCAAAUUCUGCCGCUGAAUCCAAGAAUUUAACUUUAAAAAAUAAAAACUAACGCCAACAAUUUUUUUUUCUCAGGCCAAAUAAAAUUUUGAAGGCCUUAUGCGCUGUUUUCGAGCUUGGCACCGUCUAGCACUCAGAAUUUUUGAAUCAUAAAAUUAGCACUUGAUCAAAAAAAAAAAUUUGUUUUCUUUGCUUCUAUCAAAGUAUCUUUUUUUCCGUGAAUGGACUCUUUCAGUUAUGGUGUCCGGAAAUCCGGCCGUCGUUUUUUUGGCGUCGCUGUUCUCGCCGCCUCGUCUUGGCUGGCACUUCGAUAUGCCCCUACUGCCCUUAUCAAGAAGAUGA
Molecule: messenger RNA, 1776 nt
Organism: Caenorhabditis auriculariae
Lineage: Eukaryota; Metazoa; Nematoda; Chromadorea; Rhabditida; Rhabditidae
Source: the annotation of a GenBank genome assembly